GGGCCUCCGCGAGAGUCUUUGUCCAAAACUGAGACAGAAGGGGCCGAUGUUGCAAAGAAAAGUCUGUCUUCCAAGAAGUUUCCUGCCUGAUUUACAUUUAAACCAAAGAGUUCAGAGAAACGGUCCAGUUGGAAGAUGUUUGCCAUAGCGACCAAAAACUUUGUAGAGGAGGUGGAUAAUAGAGGUUUAUUGAUCCCAGUGUCCAGCUUGAAUGACACUAUUGCUCUACUGACAGUGGUGGUGAAGCGCAAGCGUUUCUGGUUCUGGCAGAAGCCCAAAUAUCUUCCCACUGAUUUCCACUUCAAUGAUAUACUAAUAGGAGAAAUGCCAAUAAAUCCAGAUGUGUCAGAGGCUGACUUCAUCAAAUACACUGGGACAUUUGGUGACAACAUUCAGGGAAGUGUGGAUGCUGCUUUUGUCAAAGCCAACGUCAACCUGGAGGGCAAGGACUCCUCCAAACUCCAGUCAUCCUUUGGCAGUUUAAAGAAAGAUGAAGUGGAUGUGCAGAAGUUGUUGCAAGACUGCAAAGACAGGGUUUUGGACAUGUCCCACUGUCUGAUCCAGCAGGCAAAGGAGAAGCACAAGCGGGUUUUUGGGAUUGUGAAGGAGCGCAUUUUAACCACCCAGCCAUGUUCAGUCAUAGAGGAGGUGCAGCAGGGUGGACAGUGUGGAGGGAGCCUGAGCUCAUGUGGCCCCAAAAGCCAUAAGAUUUCACUGAAGGAAAAUGGGAGCUUAAGUAAAGACAGUAACAUUACCAUGGAGAUUCCUACUCAAACUACAAUAGCAUAUGGCCUUAUAGAGCUGGACGUCAAACAGGAUGGGUGCUUUGUGCUGUGCCUGAUGUCAGACACCAAUGGUGGUUUUGAAGUAGAUGGUGCUGCUAAACAAGGACUCCUAAGUGUCUCAGGAACUCCUGUGCACACUUCUGAAAUUGGCCUCAUUCAACAAGAGCUGGUGCGCCUGAAGGAUAAUUUCCAGCUGCUUUCAGGUCUUCCUGCAUCCAUCAGAUCUUCUCUGCUCCAACAAAUCACAGAACUUAUGCAGGACCCACCAGCUAUCAGUUCACUUCAGAAAGUAUUGGAACAGAAGUAUCUGGAACCAGGUCUAGGUGAUGUUAGACCGACAGAUUCUGAACAACAAAAAAUCCAAGGUAUUCUUGACCUGUUGGUACCAUCUCAAGCAGGCCAGUCCACAUCAAUCCUCACAGCCCUUCAUCUCAUUAUCAGUGCUUUGGAUGAGAUGACACAAGAUUGUCUUGAAUACUUGAGAAUCUGCAGCAACCCCACAACAUUACGGACCCUGGAGCAACUGGUGCAGUGCGUAUCAGAAAAUAAGGAGAUGCCCCUGAGCAGCGCAGUACUGACAGAGGACGUCUACAUAAACACAAAACAUCUGUUUUCCUUGUCUAACGUGUCCCUGAAAAAAGAUGGAAACGUGGUGCGGACUGAAAUUAAGCAUCCACAAGGAAAUCUUCCUCUGGUCCUGUGCAUCGCAAUCCGAAGUCUUGCGUCAUUGGCCUACUGUGGCUGAAGUGGAGACAAAAUCCAACAAAAAAUUGAAACAUUGAAAUGGAUGAAUGGGAUCUCAUAGAUCAAGUUGCAGCAGGUUAUCCUAAAAUAAGGAAAGAAAUAGGAUCUCUGGAUCUAUUGCACAUCCCAGAAUCUAAACUAUUGUGAUUGUAUGAUAAUCCAGACAGAAUCAAAUAUCACAUGAAAAUAAAUCUAUUAUUUACAGGUGUUCAUUUAUAACACAAAUCUUUUGGAAAUAUCAGAUUUUAAAGAUGUAAAAACAUUUGUUCCAUUUCACAUUCUUAAUGAUUUUAGAUUUUUAACUUUUUUAAUUUUGAUUGAUUUGCUCUGCUGGAUUAUACAUUUAACAUCUGCCAGAAAGACUGUUUUCCCCAGAAAGAUUAUUUCAGGCUUGUUUUGUUCCAGCCACAAACCUCAUUAACAAUUUCAGACUGGAAUAUGAAUGUUUUGUUCCAUUUGACUGCUUAUCUGUUGAGUUUCAGAGUGCGUCAUACUUAAUAUUGAAAAUUGUUUCAUUAUUUCUCUGGUGCUAAACAAAUAUAAAACAAGAAACCCAAGAAAUUCAUGUCCGUGUGUGUGUGCACAUA
Molecule: messenger RNA, 2116 nt
Organism: Melanotaenia boesemani (Boeseman's rainbowfish)
Lineage: Eukaryota; Metazoa; Chordata; Actinopteri; Atheriniformes; Melanotaeniidae
Gene: gsdmeb
Product: gasdermin Eb
Exons: 10
Coding region: 136-1530 (464 amino acids)
Biological process (GO): programmed cell death
Cellular component (GO): cytoplasm
Source: RefSeq, a predicted model, not a curated record